AUGGCGACGGCCGCCGAGGACAAGGCUGGACAAAGCCGGGGAACAAAAGUGGACGGCAGAGCCGACAUGGGAAUUGGCAGGUACCACUGGAUGUGCCCCGGCUCCCAGAACCGCCAGUACCACCCCGUGCCGACCCCGGGGGCCAGGGCCGGCCCCUGGAGCGGUCCAGGCUGCUUCGAAUGCUGCAUCAAGUGUCUGGGCGGCGUCCCCUACGCCUCCCUGGUGGCCACCAUCCUCUGCUUCUCGGGCGUCGCCUUGUUCUGCGGCUGCGGGCACGUGGCCCUCGCGGGCACCGUGGCGAUUCUCGAACAGCACUUCUCCACCAACACCAGCGACCACGCCCUGCUGAGCGAGGUGGUCCAGCUCAUGCAGUACGUCAUCUACGGCAUCGCCUCCUUCUUCUUCCUCUACGGCAUCGUCCUGCUGGCCGAGGGCUUCUACACCACGAGCGCCGUCAAGGAGCUGCACGGCGAGUUCAAGACCACGGCCUGCGGCCGGUGCAUCAGCGGCAUGUUCGUUUUCCUCACCUACGUGCUCGGCGUGGCCUGGCUGGGCGUCUUCGGCGUCUCGGCGGUGCCCGUGUUCAUGUUCUACAACGUGUGGUCGACGUGCGAAGCCAUCAAGGCGCCGCAGACCAACGGCACCGUGGCCGUGGACCAGAUCUGCGUGGACGUCCGACAAUACGGAAUCGUCCCUUGGAACGCUUUUCCCGGAAGGAUAUGCGGCCCGGCCCUGGAGAGCAUCUGCAACACGAACGAGUUCCACGUGUCCUACCACCUGUUCGUCGUGGCCUGCGCCGGGGCCGGCGCCACCGUCAUUGCCCUGAUCCACUUCCUCAUGAUUCUGUCCUCUAACUGGGCCUACCUCGCCGACGCCGGCCACAUGCAGGCUCGCCGGGACAUCGGCGCCAAGGAGGAGCAGGAGCUGCGCGACGUCCCGCGCCGGCCCCCGGAGCAGCUCAACUCCUACACGUAGACGCGCGCGCCCGAGUCCCGGCCCUGACCGACCGCCGGACGAACCGAUGAAGGCGCGCCAACACGUCGCCGGCCGUCUCCGAGCUGCUGGGGGUGCACUGCUGUGGGGAAAACCUUCCAGCGGGUCCAUCUUGUUUUUUUUUUUUUCUUAUAACAAACAUUAGAGGGUUCACGGGAGCCAUUUUAAAAGGCAACACUUCGGACACGAUACGGUCUCGUUCACGGUCCCGAAAUCCAUGGCGCGCUUGGGACGCGUCUACGCAGACGACCGGCCGUGGGGGUGCGUCCACGUUCCGGGAGAGGGGCCUGCGACACGCCAGCAGCGUGAUCGUAAACACGCAGAUGAGACCCUGAAUUGGCGUACCGUAGGACACUGAAUGGGCGUACCGGAGGACACUGAAUUGGCGUACCGUAGGACACUGAAUUAGCAUGAAUUUGCAUAGUCAGUAGCUGGCAUUGAUCCAACUGUGGCUCAAAUUAAUGUGAUUUUUAACUUUUUUUUACAAUGUCAGCAAUCACGGCUCAAGAGAAUGUGAUUCUUAGCUGAGAUUGUAAAAAAAAAAAAUCUAUAUUCUACCCAGAGACCCAAAAACACAAAGAAUUUCAUUCCAUAAAUUUCAAAUUUUUUUUUUUCUUAAUCAGUGUAAGAAGUGUUCCCUUAUUAAAAUGGCCGCCCUGAACCAUUUUCCCGUGGUCUGGACGGCGCGUGGUCCGUCCCACACCAACUCUGGAAUAAUCGUUUUUGAGCUCGAGCCUCAGCCAUUUUUCAGAAGAAAUUUGCCUUCCACGUCAUCGCGGUCCGGAACAUUGACGCUGGGUGCUGGGGGUUCGAGACCCGGGUGUCCAAGAUGGCAGCCCGCCGCGUGCUGUUCUUUCUGGAACGAUCCGUGCGGCCGCCGGGUGCACCUGCGCCUUCCCCAGGGGGCCCGCGUCCCACAGGGUCCACCGUGUCCGUCCGUGUGCACAGCUCACGUGUGGUUGUCCAACAUACGUGUGCGGAGACGUGUCCACACGGGAGGCAGCCUAGCUCUACCGAGAGGCCAUGAACACGGACCAUCACGUUUUUCGUUUGACGCCCAAAAACGCCCGUGUGGACGUUGGUGUUGACCCGGGGGACGCCCUCCUCCGUGUGGAGCCGUGGCAGCCCGGCGGCUCGGUGUCCCGUGUCCCCCCGCUGCAUGGCGGACGUCCGUGUCGGCCGGAGUCCCGUGUGCGAGAUCAGCCGGAGCCGGAAGCCUACAUUGUCCUUCGCCGACCUCUGGCAGCCACGACCAGGAAACCUUCGGAAGUUUUCAGUCUCAAUAUUUUUUACGUAAAAAGCGUUCGAUUUUUUGCUACGUCUACGUUUUUUUUGUAACCUAACAGCGAGUCAGUAUUUUCUAUCCGUGCCAAGGGCUUCCUGUCGCUCUCCGAGAGUCUCAAUAAAAUAUUUGUAGAUAAUCGUC
Messenger RNA from Lepus europaeus (European hare), 2419 nucleotides. RefSeq names its product neuronal membrane glycoprotein M6-b-like. The coding region runs from base 1 to 975 and encodes 324 amino acids. The record is from RefSeq and is a predicted model, not a curated record. The transcript is spliced from 8 exons. Gene Ontology annotation, cellular component: myelin sheath; plasma membrane. Gene Ontology annotation, molecular function: structural constituent of myelin sheath. NCBI's taxonomy places the organism in Eukaryota, Metazoa, Chordata, Mammalia, Lagomorpha, Leporidae. Gene Ontology annotation, biological process: axon development; central nervous system myelination.